GGCCGCCUCCCGGCGGGCUUUGCGCGCGGUGCCGCCCCUGCCGCCCUAAGGGCCGGGCGGGGAAGAUGGCGGCGGGGCCUGGGAAGCACAAACUGCUGAGCGCCGGCCCCACCGAGCCCUGGUCCAUCCGCGAGAAGCUCUGCCUGGCCUCCUCCGUCAUGCGCAGCGGCGACCAGAACUGGGUCUCAGUCAGCAGAGCCAUCAAACCUUUUGCAGAGCCAGGACGCCCACCUGACUGGUUUUCCCAAAAGCACUGUGCAUCUCAGUACUCAGAGCUCUUGGAGACCACGGAGACCCCUAAAAGAAAACGUGGUGAGAAGGGAGAAGUUGUGGAAACCGUGGAAGAUGUUAUUGUGCGGAAACUGACUGCAGAGCGAGUUGAGGAGUUGAAGAAAAUUAUUAAAGAAACACAGGAAAAAUACAGGCAACUGAAGAAGGAUGCAGAGCUGAUCCAGGCCGGACACAUGGAUAACAGACUGGAGGAGCUGUGCAAUGAGAUUAUGAUAAAGAAAAAAAUGGAAGAGGAGGAGGCAGAAGUCAAGAGGAAGGCUACAGAUGCUGCUUAUCAGGCUCGCCAGGCCAUUAAGAACCCCCCUCGAAGACUCACGGGGGUGAUGGUUCGUUCUCCUGCUGGCUCCACCUCCCCGGGCGGGGAUUAUUCCCUCGGAGAUCUGUCCCAGCCUGCUGGGGAUGAGGCCAGUCCAGGGGUCACGCCAGGGACAUUGCCCAGCACCCCAGUUGCCUCCUUCAUUGGAAUCCCUGACACCCCUCCAGGCUCUGCUCCCCUGGAUGCCCCCAUGACCCCAGUCACUGAUGAUUCACCCCAGAAAAAGAUGCUAGGACAAAAAGCAACUCCGCCUCCUUCCCCUCUGCUCUCAGAGCUGCUGAAGAAGGGCAGUCUCCUGCCCACAAGCCCCAGGCUGGUUGGUGAAAAUGAAAUGGCAGUGGCUUCUGGUCACAUGAACAGCUCUGGAGUGCUGCUGGAGGUAGGAAGUGUCCUUCCAGUGCUGCACAGUGGGGAAAUGCAGUCAGCACCUGGUGCUGUCCCUGCAUCUCCAGCUGCUUCAGGUGCUCCUACGCUUUCCCGGCUUUUAGAAGCUGGCCCUGCACAGUUCACCUCACCUCUUGCUUCCUUCUCCGCUGUUGCCAGCGAGCCUCCAGCUAAGCUCCUGCCACCCCCAGUAGAGCCUGUGUCCCAGGCCACUAUUGUCAUGAUGCCCACGCUGUCAGCACCAGCCGUUGUGCCACCAGCUGCAGCUGCAGAAAGCGUAGCCACAGUGAGCCAGCCAGAAGCCUGUGUUUCCAUGGAGGCAGUGUCUGAUUCCCAUACUGUAACAGUGUCCAUGGACAGCAGUGAAAUCUCAAUGAUCAUUGAUUCCAUCAAGAAAGAGUGCCUGGCUUCUGGAGCUGGCAGCACUGCUGGAUCUUCCAAAGAUCACUGCAUGGAUGGGAAAGAAGAUCUGGAUUUGGCUGAAAAAAUGGAUAUUGCAGUGUCCUAUACGGGGGAAGAGCUGGAUUUCGAUACGGUUGGGAAUAUUAUAGCCAUCAUUGAGGACAAGGUAGACGACCACCCUGAAGUCCUGGAUGCAGCAGUUGUUGAAGCUGCUCUGUCUUCUUUCUGUGAAGAUACUGAUGAUCCUCAGACCCUUCCUGGCCCAUGGGAACAUUCAAUUCGUCAGGAGCAUGAGAAACAGGCUCAGAUGCCACAAGUGUCUGUGACUGUGAAACAGGAGAGACUGGAGUGUGAGGAGCCAGAGGCAAAGGGAAUUCGAGACCUAAUGGGCAUCAGUGAGCUGGGGUCAGAAAUAAAGACUGAACUUGCAGAGCAGGACCAGAGUCAGCUGGGCCCUGAAGAAACCAUACCAGCAACUGCAAGAGUGACAGAAACACCAGAGCUUAGAAACCAAGAGAUAGAGGAAGAUCAAAGAGCAGCUGUAACAUCAGGAGAGACUUCUGAAAUCAAGAUAGAAUCUUCCCAGGGAGAAGAUGCAGUGCUCAAUCCAGUGAAGACAGAGACCCCACCUGAUGAUGAUUCAUCCCCUCCACAAGUCCCAAAUGUGAGUGAAGACUCCUCACAGGCUGAUGUUCAGCACAAAUUUGAGCUGUCAGAGUCAAUGAAGGAGGAGGCCCAAGCCCUGUUUAGGAGUCAGAUGAAGGAUGGGCAGGGUGAGGAGGAUGAUGAGGACGGUGCCAGUGAGGCUGCCAGUUUGGAGGAACCCAAAGAAGAAGACCAGGGUGAGGGGUAUCUCUCAGAGAUGGAUAACGAGCCCCCCGUGAGCGAGAGCGACGACGGCUUCAGCGUCCACAACGCGCCCUUGCAGUCGCACGCGCUCGCCGACUCCAUCCCCAGCAGCCCAGCCUCCUCGCAGUUCUCAGUGUGCAGUGAGGACCAGGAAGCGAUACAGGCUCAGAAGAUCUGGAAGAAAGCCAUCAUGCUGGUCUGGAGAGCAGCUGCUAAUCACAGGUAUGCCAAUGUCUUUUUACAGCCUGUAACUGAUGACAUAGCACCAGGCUACCACAGCAUCGUGCAGAGGCCAAUGGAUUUAUCUACCAUCAAAAAGAACAUUGAGAACGGGCUGAUCCGAACCACAGCCGAGUUCCAGCGGGACAUUAUGCUGAUGUUUCAGAAUGCAGUGAUGUACAACAGCUCUGACCAUGAUGUGUACCACAUGGCUGUGGAGAUGCAGAGAGAUGUCCUGGAGCAGAUCCAGCAAUUUCUGGCCACACAACUGAUGAUGCAAACAUCAGAGUCAGGGAUCAGUGCAAAGAGCCUGCGGGGGCGAGACUCCACUCGCAAGCAGGAUGCUUCGGAGAAGGACAGUGUCCCAAUGGGCUCUCCUGCCUUCCUUCUCUCUCUCUUUGACGGAGGCACCAGAGGGCGGCGCUGCGCCAUCGAGGCAGACAUGAAGAUGAAGAAAUGAUGCUGCAGACACAAAAUCCCAGCAGAAUCCCAGGCAGCCGGAGCUGGAGUACGAGCAGGCAGCUCUUAACAACUGAUGGAGGAGGAAAAAAAAGCUGCAGGUCCAUUUCUGGGACCUGGUUCACCACCUUCACUUGCCCUUCUGGAAAGCAGUGUCUUGUCAGAAUGUGUAACCCAAAGAAACUUCCCCAGAGGGGAAGACCAGCCCCCCUGCCUGUUUUAGGGCAGUCGUUUUGGGCUUCAUCAGUGUUCUGGUGUUAGCUAGCAACUGGUGGCUCGUAUGUACUGUAAUGUGAAGUGUACAGAUUUUUACUAGUGAUGUGUAAAUGUGAUGUAUAUUAAAAUCUGGGAACAAA
Catharus ustulatus (Swainson's thrush) is the source of this 3276-nucleotide messenger RNA. It is a transcript of the gene BRD8, whose product is annotated as bromodomain containing 8. Gene Ontology annotation, molecular function: protein binding. The record is from RefSeq and is a predicted model, not a curated record. NCBI's taxonomy places the organism in Eukaryota, Metazoa, Chordata, Aves, Passeriformes, Turdidae. The transcript has 22 exons. The coding region runs from base 66 to 2921 and encodes 951 amino acids. Gene Ontology annotation, cellular component: NuA4 histone acetyltransferase complex.